GGAUGGGGUGCUGCUGGCUUUAAAGUCUUUCAGCAGGAGGUGGCAUUUCGGCAGUGUCGGGGUGCUUGGAUGCAGUGCACGGCUGGGCAGGACAUGCGCUGUCAGAGAUCAGGUGCUAAUCCUGCUGUGAGUUGCCCUAGGAGAGAAAAUCUCUGUCUUUCGCUUGUGAAGAACAUUGCAACUUCAGCUUCAGACUUACAGGACUGUCCUGUGUGGGGCUUGGCUGCCUUCUACAGCUCUAGAUUUUUUUAAAUUAAUGGGUAGAUUCAUACUUGUCCAAGGAGAAGAUAGUGUUUUUUAAUAACUUUCCAUGCUCUGGACCAGGAAGCUCAGUUUUGUGGAUUGCACCAAGUGAUGCAGCUCUGAGGCUGAUCAAGGCUAUUUUUUGUUAUUUGUUUGUAAUGUGUAAGGAGAACAAUAGAAUAGCUUGUGUCUUUACUCAGGAAACGUGCCAGUCUUCCCAUAUUGCUUCCUAGUGUCCAAACAAUAGAAAAGCCAACUGGUCAUUGGCUAUCUCCACUUGUAUAGUGUCAGACAGCUCUGCACCUCUUGAUUAUGUCUGUACUUUUGCACUGUGCUGACAUGUGGAUGGUUGAGUUCGUGCUCUCAGUCUCUCAUACACACAAGUGCUUGUAAGUACCAGGUAAUCUUCCUAAGUAUGUUGCAAAUGCAAACUGGAGAGGAAGAUCUUGCAGAGGAAUAAUUAUGGAGCGCUAAAUUAAGAGCACAGCUAAAAUUGUGGUUUUGCGACUUGUAGGAUUGCUUCAUCCCAUGGUGUGGCUCUCCCUUGGAAAACAGCACACACAGGCAUUAGCAUUCCUGGCAGCGCCGUAAUGGGAGACAGAUGGUGCUUUGAGGGUUAGAGUCCUUGUUUGGCUCCUCUUUUCCCAUGCUACUGAUGCUUGCAGCUGACAGUCGGUGUCCAAGGCACUGAUGCGCCUUGGGCAAUAAGGGUUUGAUCCUGGGAGAUGCAGAGCUCUGGUACAGGGCCAGCAAAACACCUCAGCACAUCCCUCUCUUCAGGGCUACCCCCUUUUAAGUUAGUGGAGCACAGUGUUUCACACAGUGAAAACUCUGUGACCUGAAGUGCUCAGCUGGCCCAGCACCAGAGAGUGUGGCAUGUUUCCAGAUUGAACCUGCCCCCUCCUGUCCUUUAGGCACCAGAUCAACAUCCCAGUGAGAUUUCCCUUUGUGCUGGGGCCUGCCUUGGUGUGGAAAGAACUUCCUGGGCUUUGGGGCAUGAUGUUCAGCUCCAUACCCCUUUGUGGUCUCUUCUGCUGUGCGCAGUGACUGCAGAUACACUGCUCUGGUGCUGCUGGUUGGGGAUGUCUCCUUGCAAGGCUCUAAGUUGCUCUCACAGCACAGCUACUUACCAGGUAAAAGAGCCAGACUGGGGCUAGACCACAAGAGAGAAGCAUCCCAUCUCGCCAUACUCCCACCCCAUGCUGCACUCUCCAUCUCCACUGCCUGCUUUCUCCUAGAGAAGGCUGUCCUGCCCCAUUGACAAUUGGCUGAACUGCGCUCAGCAUGAAGCAGCCCUGUCCUUAGCUUAGAAACCAUCUGAUUCAUGCCUUUGUGCAAUGACUGUCACAUUAAUCCCUGUACUUGCACUUAAGUGCAUUGUCCUAGUGGGAUGGGAGCCUGUGCCAGAGUGUGUGUAAAACCAUGUGCUCCAUCCAUUGCUGCAACAGCUACAUAUGUGCCUGGGCCUGAGAGAGCUGAACUUUUCUCAAACAAUUCUAUGCUGGGCCCUCCUGGCCUUGCCAGUAAUUUGGACAGCCUCACAGUAAGCCAAAAGCACUUGGCAGGCUCAAAGACUUGAGGGACUUGGGAAAACAGCUAUCAAGUCAGUGCCUGAGUCAGGAGGGAGAAUUGGGCCAUUUGGGCUUGCGUAGCACAAUACUGCAUCAGAGCACUCCUGCUCUGUAGGAUGCUACCUUGCAUAAAUCCCUCUCUCUGCAGUAGAGAGCCACUGGGAAGUACCCCUGUAAAGAGAGUGGCUGUUUUUUUACAGUCAGGAAUCUCCUGGUGAUCUGAGCAUAGAAGGAAAGCUCUUUACCCCAGAGCGUUUCCUUCUUGCUCCAUGACAUAUAACAAAAGUAAGAGAGCGUGUUGUCACGAAAGUGCAUGCAGCACACAGCUCUGGUGGCAGGUCUCUCACUCUGCACCACAGAGAGUGGAGAUGCCUGAGAGGAGAACAGGAAUCAAUUCAUUGCUCUCAGCUUGCUUAGAGGUGCCUUCAGUGAUAGCCUGUUGUGCUGGGCACUCUGCUGUCACAGCGCUUGGGGGCACAGGGCUUGCCCUGGCAAGCCUGGCCUGUGAGCAUGGCCAGCCCAGGUCUCAGGGUCUAGAGGUGCAAAGCUGUCCAGACAGACCUGGCACAGAGCGCUCCACUGGCAGGCUGUCUUGCCACCAGGCAUGCCAGGAGCACUGGUACUUACAGUGCAUUUCCAGUGGGUCGUCAGGAGCAGGAGCCAGAUCUCCAGGUAGUGGGGUAGCAUGACCGCUCGUGCCCAGCUGGGCGACUUGUAUCCCUGGGGCCGCAUGGUGGGCCCCUCCUGUUAACCCCUUCCCUGCCAGCCUGUGAGAUGGACAUUCCAGCCCGCAUUCCUGAGGAUGCCUGCUCUCUAUAAAUAGCUCCUCGUAAAUCCUUGCCUGAUUUCUUUUCCCGCUGCUCUGAAAGGCCCCACUAUCCCAACUCUGUGCUGAUUUUUCCAGCCCUCCCUUUGGUUGCUACAGCAACUGGUCGAGGAGUCAUCAUAAAUAGCUGCAGCUUGUGUGCGGGGCGGUGCGCAGCUGGAGUGGCCGCGGCUGGGCGCUGACACAGCCCUUACUCACACAUGCCUCUUUCACUCCAUGGAGCGUUUAAAGCUCCUCCAGCCUGGUCCCUCCCACUUCCUGGCUUGCUGGCCCAGAGCAAGAGCGCAGCACAGAGCUGGGAUUCAGAGCUCUAGCAGCAGCUGGCCAGGCUGGUCGCGCGCCUGUCUGCUGCCUGCGGAGCUGCUCUCCGGGCUUGGGGCUCCCUCCUGCGGUAGCCAUGCCGUUCUUCCGAGACCUCUCUAAGCCUCAGCCCCUGGAGUUCCAUGCGGAGAUGCUGCUGGGCAUGCAGCGGCCCCACGGCGGGAACCUGCAGCGUAGGCACACCAUGAAGGAGGCCAAAGACAUGAAGAACCGACUGGGGAUAUUUCGACGACGAAACGAGUCUCCAGGGGCCAACCCCGCCAGCAAGCUGGACAAAGUGCUGAAAUCCCUCAAGCCAACUCCAGAGGAAGCUCUUAAGUGGGGGGAGUCUUUGGAGAAAUUGCUGCUUCACAAAUAUGGUCUGGCUGCCUUCCGGGCAUUCCUGCGAACAGAAUUCAGUGAGGAGAACCUGGAGUUCUGGCUGGCCUGUGAAGACUACAGGAAGAUCAAAUCUCAGUCCAAGAUGGUGUCCAAGGCCAAGAAGAUCUUUGCCGAGUACAUUGCUAUCCAAUCGUGCAAAGAGGUGAACCUGGACUCUUACACACGGGAGCACACCAAAGAGAACCUGCAGAACAUUACCCGGAGCUGCUUUGACCUCGCUCAGAAACGGAUUUAUGGGCUUAUGGAGAAGGACUCUUACCCCCGCUUCCUCCGCUCUGACUUGUACUUAGACAUAAUUAACCAGAAGAAAGCCAGUCCCACGCUGUAGAUCCCAAGGAGGCUCUCUCUGGGGCAGACUGGGAGCUGUAUGUUUACAUGAAAAUUUAUUGGUGGUGGCCUUCUCUGAGUGGGAUGAAGGGAGCAGGCCUUCCUGUCAGGAUUCACACCUUCCAAAGCCAUGGCCAUGUAGUGGCUAGGCAUGCGGACAGGCAAAGGCAGAGAGCCUGAGGCCAAGGGAACUGGAAAACCAAGCAGUCUGGUACUGUUCUAUUGCACCAUUCUCCCAGAAUCUCACCGUCUUGCUGGUACGACGCCCUAUGGAAGAACUCUGGCAUGAGUUUUAGCCACGAGGGAAGCUCCCACAAGACUACUGUGAAGCACUGGCCUGAGCUUUGUCUUUUUGUUUUGAAGGGUGACAAGUGACCCCGAGUCAGCGGGGAGUGGGGCUUUUGGAUGGGGGUUCUGGCAAGGGGAAAACAGAACAACACAAACUUUUUUCCUGAACAAGACACCUGAACUGGACCAACUGGACCUGGGUCAGUGGGGUGGUUGUGCUUCCCCUUGCCUGGGAGACCCCACAUUGGCCUAGCCCCGGUGUUCCCCCUCAAGGAAGCAAACGACAGCCCCCAAAUCUGGGGGCAGAAUGGCACUUCAUUCAUUUGUCUGUGGCGAUUGACCCCUUUUGAGCAGGGGGAGCAGGUUCUUUCGCCCUGCACUACAGGCACGCAGUGAAACUGCUUCCCCGUGCCGAUCUCCCGCCUUGUGGUUUAUUUAUUGAUCUCCUGUAGUUGGGCGCGUGCUGUGUAAUAGGAACUCCUUGCGUCCCUUUUCCUUUCUUAAUUUACAAGUGCAAUAUUUUUGUGCAUUGCAUCGGAGUUCUGCGGUGGAAUGGAUGCCUAUCUCUCCGGAGAGGGUGUACACAAUUUUGUAUGUUUGCAGGUUUUAUCUGACAAAACCGUGUGCUCCCUAGCAGCAGGCCGCUGGGGGAUCCUGGGUGUACAUAUCAUUCUGUGAUGACAGAAGGUUUGACUGUGUAGAUAAUUAGCUGUGUGAAUCGGACUCUCUCACUGCUCUGGAUAACGAUGUCGUGUUCUGGGAGGCAUGAGUUAGCGAUGAACCUGACGGAACUGGACGAAGUGUCUUGUGUCCAAGUGCCCAGUUUACAAUGCAAAGCAUCUCUGCAGCUAGCAAAAACAUGUUGUCAUGGUAUAGUGUAAAUAAAAGGAGAAUAUAAUUUCUUGCA
Alligator mississippiensis (American alligator) is the source of this 4864-nucleotide messenger RNA. RefSeq names its product regulator of G protein signaling 3 (gene RGS3). The record is from RefSeq and is a predicted model, not a curated record. Bases 3038 to 3670 code for a protein of 210 amino acids. NCBI's taxonomy places the organism in Eukaryota, Metazoa, Chordata, Crocodylia, Alligatoridae. Gene Ontology annotation, molecular function: protein binding. Gene Ontology annotation, cellular component: plasma membrane; nucleus. Gene Ontology annotation, biological process: signal transduction. The transcript has 5 exons.